AUGUCUCGUAGUUUUAGCCGCCGUUUCAUUCAACACGGUCUUCUUCUAUGUACAUCGGCUUUAGGUACAGGUUUUCUCAGUCAAUAUAUGCUCGAGAAAAACAAAUUAAAUGCAUCAACUUAUCCAUUACAUAAACCAGCCGUAUGGUUAGAUGACUGUCCAUCACGCGAAGCUCAAAUUGAUAUAAUGUCAAAAGAAGCUGAAUAUGAUAUUGUAGUUGUUGGUGGUGGUGCUACAGGUUGUGGAGUAGCUGUUGAUGCAGCAAGUCGCGGUCUCAAGGUAGCUUUAGUAGAAAAAUAUGAUUUUAGUAGUGGUACAUCAUCACGAUCAACAAAAUUAAUUCAUGGUGGUGUACGAUAUUUACAAAAAGCCAUAUUGCAACUCGAUCGGGAACAAUAUCAUAUGGUAAAAGAAGCUUUAUCUGAGCGUGGUAAUCUUCUUAAAAUUGCACCACAUUUAUCAUAUCCAUUAGCAAUUAUGUUACCUGUUUAUAAAUGGUAUCUUUUACCAUAUUAUUAUGCUGGUAUAAAAGCCUAUGAUUUUGUAUCAGGUCGACAAUUACUUCGAUGGUCCUAUAUAAUAUCAAAAACUAAAGCUUUAGAAUUAUUUCCAAUGUUAAAAAAAGAAAAACUUGUUGGUGGUAUUGUAUAUUAUGAUGGACAACAUAAUGAUGCACGUAUGAAUAUAGCACUUGCAUUUACAGCAGCACGUAUGGGAGCAAAUGUUGCUAAUCAUUGUGCUGUUACUGAUUUUAUACAUGAAUAUAUUCAAGUUAACAAUAAAGACGGACAAACAGAAACAAAAAAAGUUAUUUGUGGUGUUAAAUGUUUAGAUAGAUAUCGAAAUAAAGAAUUUUCAAUACGUGCUAAAUGUGUUGUUAAUGCAACAGGACCAUAUACAGAUGUAAUUCGACAAUUAGAUGAUCCAUCCGUUCCAAAAAUUUGUCAACCAUCAGCUGGUGUUCAUAUUGUAUUACCUGAUUAUUAUAGUCCGCAUAAUAUGGGUCUUCUUGAUCCAAAUACAUCUGAUGGACGUGUUAUCUUUUUUCUACCUUGGCAAAAACAUACAAUGGCUGGUACAACGGAUACACCAUGUGAAGUAACUGAUUAUCCAUCACCAUUAGCUGAAGAUGUUGAUUUUAUAAUAGGUGAAAUAAAAAAUUAUCUUUCAUCUGAUAUACAAGUACGUCGUGGUGACAUAUCAGCAGCAUGGUCUGGUAUUCGACCACUUGUUCUUAAUCCAAAUAAAAAAGAUACACAAUCAAUUGCAAGAAAUCAUAUUAUUCAUGUUAGUGAUUCAGGUUUAGUUACAAUUGGAGGAGGAAAAUGGACAACCUAUCGACAAAUGGCCGAAGAAACAGUUGAUCGUUGUAUACAAUCAGCUAAACUUCAACCAAAAAAUGCUUGUAUUACAAAAGGUUUAAUACUUAACGGUGGUGAAAAAUGGUCACCAACAUCUUAUAUACGUCUUGUUCAAGAUUAUGGUAUUGAAACUGAGGUUGCUAUACAUCUUUCAAAUACAUAUGGUGAUCAAGCAAAUAAAGUAGCUGAUUUAUCAGCAUUAACUGGAAAACGUUGGCCAGUUGUUGGUAAACGUUUACAUGAAGAAUUUCCUUAUAUAGAAGCUGAAGUUCAUUAUGCUAUAAAAGAAUAUGCUCGUACAGCUGUUGAUAUACUUGCAAGACGUACAAGACUUUCAUUUCUGAAUGUAAUUGCUGCUGAUGAAGCUCUUCCUCGUAUUAUACAAAUUAUGGCUAAAGAAUUAAAUUGGAACGAAAAAAAGCAAAAAGAAGAAAUGGAUCGCGCGAAAACAUUUCUUCUAAGUGAAAUGGGCCUUAAUUUGAAACGUGAUAUGCGUCGAAAUGUACCAAUUAAUUUUACACGUGAAGAAAUGAGUUAUUAUAUGAAACAUUUUCGACAAAUGGAUGUUGAAAAUAAAGGUUUUCUAACACUUAGUGAUUUAAAACGACAUCUACAAGUAUUGGAUAAUGAUAUAUCCGAAGAAGAACUUCGAAUUUUAAUGCAUGAAGUUGAUCAAAAUCAGAAUGGUAUUAUUGAAACUGAAGAAUUUCUUCAGUUAAUGAGCGCAAUAAAUACCGGUGCUGUAUCGACAAGUCAUUUUGUUAAAGCUGCUCGUAUUGCUAAAAUCAAGAGUAAUACAGGUGUUGAACGAAGCGGUGGUGGAGUCUAG
This is a messenger RNA of Rotaria sp. Silwood1, 2190 nucleotides long. The record is from the annotation of a GenBank genome assembly. NCBI's taxonomy places the organism in Eukaryota, Metazoa, Rotifera, Eurotatoria, Philodinida, Philodinidae.